CUGUGUGAUGUGUCAGAGCGAGGAGUGAAUUUCUGCUUCAUACUGGAGUCUGACCAGUCUAAUGAGCAGCGACCUUAAACGCUCAACAAGUUGUUUUUUUUUUUUAAGGAGGCAUGAGGAAUCAUCAGAUUACAAGGUUCUCCUUGGAGCAGCUUAUUCUUCUGUAGAAAAAUUGAUCCAAAAAUAGAGCCUAUUCUUCUCCUCGGUGCGAAAGGGAAGAAAGGACACCGCUGUAUCCGGAAACAAUGUCAUUUAAAGUCUGCAGAAGUGGGAUUACAUGGCAGCUUCUGGAGCUGAUUUUGGGCGUCACUUUAAACAUCUGAUCAAGUUAAUUCCGGCUUCAUUUUUACAAAACAGCGCCUAUUGUAGAGCUGUCUUCUUUGGCUGUCUGAGCGCUUCAGUCACAGGCAGGCGCUUCUUCCAUCAUGACUGUUUUUUCCAUUCGGAGACUCAAAAUGAAAACGUGCCGUGGAGUCUGUAAAAAACAUGGGAUAGAUUUCGCGUAAUGUGACUUGUUUCAGACGUGUUGUAUGUCCCUGUCGAUCUGUUUUUCUGUGUGCGUGUUUCCAGCGCGUGUCAGAAUGAAUCAGUGCGCCUCGGAGUGUGAGCGCCCGCGUGUGCCAUUAUGUGCGUCCCUUAUGUCCAUUAACUCCCCUUCCCUUCUGACAAAGGAUCAAGUGUCCUUGUCAUUCAUCCGCGGAUGAAUGCACUCUGCCACUUUACCGCUCAAAUAAUCUCUUGCAUAAUGAUGUGUGUAGAAAAUAUCAGAACUGGAUGAGCAGCCUGGCCACAGAGGCGACAAAGGCAGGACACUGACGGCGAAUGAGCGGUGAGCUUCGUUAUCUUCAAAAGACCGGGGAUCUGGUGCCAGUAUGACCGGCGUCGGAGCGCUGACGGCGGCUGUAAAAAGGAGAGGGAGGGCCUCAGGGGGAGAAAAACGUUUCAAGGACGAGGAAGGAGGACAACAUCUGUAGAAGAGAAACAUCUGUAAGGAAAAGGGGACUGGUUAAGAAAAGCUGCUGGGUGAAUGAUUUCAUGUCUGGAUGGAGCUUUUUCCAAGGGCACUGAGGUAAGCAUGGCCACAUCGGCGGAGAGAGGGCGGAGGUGCGAGCUGUCAGCUCCAGGAGAAUGACUCCAGACAGAGACCACUUUCUUUAAGCUUUCUCAAUUUAACAUUCAGACUGGCAUUAACCCUCUCACGUGUGUAAUUUAGACUGGUUGAUACAGUAAACACUAGAUUUCCUAAGAGGGGAGUCACAGGUUAUAUUCACCCUAUUCUCACCCUCCUCCUACCCCUGGAGCUGGGAUGGAUGGAGUUACUGGAGGUGCAGGUACCCCCAGUAGUGCAGGGGGGUCUGGGGGUGACAGCCUCCCCAGACGAGGGGACUCAAAGCGGCGCAGUAAAGGUAGCCUGCCCUCCCCAGGCUACAGGCUGUCCCAGGCCUCUCUAGAGGGGGAGAAGGGCUCCUUCGGGGCAGACAGCUCUUCCUUAAGUGGACGUGGCCGCCGCCUCUCCAUCAUGAGCUCCUCUACCCGGGAUGGCCUUCCCUUCCGGACAGCAGGCACCCCGACAACCCCAGUGCCCCUGCCACCUCCACCCAGCUCCUGCUCAACCACAGCCCACCCUCCUCGCUCAGUGGGCUUUGCUGCCUCCCGCGCCGCCCUGACCUCCACCUCCUCCACUGGGACAGGGGUGAUGGUGGUGGCUACUGGUCCAGAGACCACUACCAGCACGGCAUGCAACACCACAGCAGGGACCCCUGAAAUGAUGGGUCAGUCUGCACUGGGGGGGUUUGGGAUGGGGCUGGAUGGGGAAGACUAUAGCGCCUCCAACCAGAGCACCUUCAUCCAGAGACAGUUUGGAGCCAUGCUGCAGCCAGGGGUCAACAAGUUCAGCCUGCGCAUGUUCGGAUCCCACAAGGCUGUGGCUCUGGAGCAGGAGAGACUGAAAUCAGCAGGGGCGUGGAUCAUACACCCCUACAGUGACUUCAGAUUCUACUGGGACCUGGUGAUGUUAAUGUUGAUGAUGGGGAACUUGAUCAUCCUUCCAGUGGGCAUCACUUUCUUUAGAGACGAGAACACACCCUCGUGGAUAAUAUUCAACGUGGUCUCUGACACUCUCUUCAUGGUAGACCUGGUUUUAAACUUCAGGACCGGCAUCAUAAAGGAGGACAACACUGAGAUAUUACUGGACCCAAGGGCGAUUCGUCAGAGGUACCUGAAGAGCUGGUUUCUUGUGGACUUUGUGUCAUCCAUCCCAGUGGACUACAUCUUUCUCAUGGUGGACAGUCUGGACUCUGAGGUCUACAGGACAGCCAGGGCGCUGCGCAUCGUUCGCUUUACCAAAAUCCUUAGCUUGCUUCGACUGCUUCGCUUGUCCAGACUCAUUCGAUACAUCCACCAAUGGGAGGAGAUCUUUCACAUGACCUAUGACCUUGCCAGUGCCAUGGUGAGGAUUGUUAACCUCAUUGGUAUGAUGCUGCUGCUGUGCCACUGGGAUGGCUGUUUACAAUUCCUGGUCCCCAUGCUGCAGGACUUCCCCCCCGACUGCUGGGUCUCCAAGAACCUGAUGGUGAAUGACACAUGGGGUGUGCAGUACUCCUAUGCUUUGUUCAAAGCUAUGAGCCACAUGUUGUGUAUCGGAUAUGGUGCCCAGGCUCCAGAAGGCAUGACUGACGUGUGGCUGACCAUGCUCAGUAUGAUCGUAGGUGCCACCUGCUAUGCCAUGUUCAUCGGCCACGCCACCGCUCUCAUUCAGUCAUUAGACUCCUCCCGGCGACAGUAUCAGGAGAAGUACAAGCAGGUGGAGCAGUACAUGUCAUUCCAUAAACUUCCUGCUGAUGUUCGUCAGAAGAUCCAUGAGUACUAUGAGCACCGCUUCCAGGGGAAAAUGUUUGAUGAGGAGAACAUCCUGGGAGAACUCAGUGAGCCUCUCAAAGAGGAGAUAGUCAGCUUUAACUGCCGCAGCUUGGUGGCUAACAUGCCACUGUUUGCGAACGCUGACCCCAACUUUGUGACUGCCGUGCUGACCAAACUACGCUUUGAAGUGUUCCAGCCUUCAGAUUUUAUCAUCCGUGAGGGCACAGUUGGAAGGAAAAUGUACUUCAUCCAACAUGGACGAGUCGGUGUGCUUACCCGUGGCAACAAGGAAACCAAAUUGAGUGAUGGUUCAUACUUUGGAGAGAUCUGUUUGCUGACUCAUGGGAGGAGAACAGCCAGUGUUCGUGCAGAUACAUAUUGUCGUCUGUACUCUCUCAGUGUGGACAGCUUUAAUGAGGUGUUAGAGGAACACCCUAUGAUGCGGCGUGCUUUUGAAACUGUCGCUGUUGACCGCUUGGACCGUAUCGGGAGAAAGAAUUCUAUGCUCCUGCGAAAGUCCUCCCAGGCUGGUUCUUUGGGGGGCAGCAUAGGUCGCGGUGGAGGCCGGGGUGGAGGGGGUCCAGGAGCUGGAGGAGGCCUUGCAGCAGGCAGUCUUGGCUCAUGUGACAGCAUGCUGGUGCAACAGAUAGUCAAACACGACAGCAUGCCCGCCAUGCAGGAUGCUAUUGCAGCUGCCACUGCUGCAGGAAGAGGUGGAGUCAUGGGAGGAAGUGGCACUGUGUCUCCUCGACCCCGCCCUGUCAUUUGGGCACCACUGGUUCAUGCCCCUCUGCAGACAGCUGCUGCCACAAGUAAUGUAGCCAUCACACUCAUGCACCAGCAGCAACAACAGCAGCUCCAGCAGUUGCAGCAUCAGCAUGCACUUGGAGGUGCUUUCUUCCUGCCCUCUCCUCUUAUCUCUCCCUCUCCCUCCUCCACUUUCCCCCUCGCAUCUCCUCGUGCCCCUGUGUUACAGCCGCUCCGCCCCUCUGUGAGCUCUUUAAUCGGGAUGAUGGCAAUUGGUGGGAUGGGUGGUUUGUCCCCAAGAGGAUUUCCUCUCUCUCCCUCGACCAUGGGGCCUUCUGGUGGGGUCACAUCACCCCCUAUCGCUAAGACUCCACCCUCACCCAUGCCAGCCCCCGCGGUCCCAACUUCUGUCCAACAGGGUAGGACUCUUCAUUACAGCCUCCGCCCCCAGGCUGAUAAUCCAACAGGGAUUGCUGGAUCACUGGGAGCCCCUUCAGGUGGAGGGCCACCAACUCCAUCCAUCCACAAGGUACAUACCACAAACCCCCUUGCUGCAUCUGGUGUCCCUAUAGAAGGUAGCACCUCUGUGACAGGCCAGCAGGGAGCAAAAGAAGCUCUGUUACGUCAUGGAGGAAACAGCUCUCAGGGUCUGCCAGCACUGGGCAGGCUCACCCAGGAAGCCAGACUGCUGUCUGCUUCACAGCCCACUCUGCCUCACCGCUCCUGGGCUGGAUUGCAGCCUCACCCGCCCCUUCACAGGAAGGCCUCUGGUGGGAAUUUGCUUGCAGCUCCCUUUCUGGCAGGGCAGUUAGCCAGGGGAAGCAGUGCGGGAAUGCUGACAUCUAACAACCCGGUUCAGCUAGUUGCAAAUAUAACAUUUAAUGCACAAGCACAUGCCACAGUGCCAGUCCCGCUCACUUUAGCAAAGGUUAUCUCUGCAAACACCAGCACUUACACACAAUCUGCCUCUCAUACUGAACCUUUACCCAUACCUAUAGCUGCACAUCUGCCUCCCGCUGCCUUGUUGCCAUCCUCCUCCAUUCCAAAGCCGGUUCAGCUCUCUUCUGCCACUGUUUCUCCUGCACCCACCCCCUUGUCUCCUAUUCUUUCCCAAACCCCUCGCCCUAAACCAAUCUCAAUGACUCCCUCUGGCUCCUCCUCCCCUCCUAUCUGCUCCACACCUUCUUCAGCAGGAACAAACACACUGUUGCUGUCAUCAACUCCGCGUCCCAAACCCAUCCCAGCACCCUCCCCCCCCGCUCAUCCUCCCCCUCUCCCUCCUCCACACCACCUCCAUCUUCUGUUUCUAGCCCUGUUCCUUUGCCUCAAACUUAUGGGUCCAAGUCGUCUCUUACCUCUUCUUCUCCACCCUCACCCUUGACCAGCUCUUCUCCACCACAUCCCCAGAGCCCUCGGGCCAAAGCAUCAAACACACCUCCAUCUGCUUCUCCAUUGUCUGGCUCGAGUCCUAACCACACU
This is a messenger RNA of Labrus bergylta (ballan wrasse), 5085 nucleotides long. Its product is annotated as potassium/sodium hyperpolarization-activated cyclic nucleotide-gated channel 2-like. Gene Ontology annotation, biological process: sodium ion transmembrane transport; potassium ion transmembrane transport; regulation of membrane depolarization. Lineage: Eukaryota; Metazoa; Chordata; Actinopteri; Labriformes; Labridae. Gene Ontology annotation, cellular component: dendrite; HCN channel complex; membrane. The record is from RefSeq and is a predicted model, not a curated record. Gene Ontology annotation, molecular function: voltage-gated potassium channel activity.